Anopheles bellator is the source of this 4243-nucleotide messenger RNA. RefSeq names its product peptidyl-alpha-hydroxyglycine alpha-amidating lyase 2 (gene Pal2). Gene Ontology annotation, biological process: peptide metabolic process. Gene Ontology annotation, cellular component: extracellular region; membrane. The coding region runs from base 334 to 1545 and encodes 403 amino acids. Lineage: Eukaryota; Metazoa; Arthropoda; Insecta; Diptera; Culicidae. The transcript is spliced from 4 exons. The record is from RefSeq and is a predicted model, not a curated record. Gene Ontology annotation, molecular function: protein binding; catalytic activity.
GGGUGACGGGUGUUGUCUGGCAAAGGCGUGAAGAAUUUCUGUGUGUUUCGCUGGAGCACCAGCGCUCCGCGGAAGUGAAGCGAACCGUGCAAGGAAGUGAGCAAACAGUACAAAGAACUGAACCACCGAAAAAAGCCAUGGCACGGCGCGGCCUAGUGCCGGAUAUUGACUGAUUCCGUCGACUUCAGUCCACGGCCCGUGGCUUCCGUUUCGUGUCCAUCCUAUCCGCGCCGAGACUCGGACCGGACCCCAUCCAGCGGGGGGAAUACACACGGUGCCCCUGCUAUCUUCCUGCUCGGUACCCCGUAGCGGCAUCCUCCAGCAGCCAGCCUAAUGGCGGGGCCGACUCCGAAGGUCCUGCGGAUGAGAGGGACCCUGUGCGCGGUACCACCGUUACUGCUGCUGAUGGUGGUGGUCCUCGCUGGCGUCAACUCGUACACGGUGCCGCGCGACACCGACAUCCUGCUGGCGGACGGGUUUUUCAAGCGCAUGAGGGACCUGUUCGCCGAACGAGCCUACGAGGACACGCUCAGCUCGGGCGGUGCGGCCGGUGGGCAAGAGAUGGCCGACGAGGCGGGUCCACCGGUUCCGGUCGAUAUGUCGCACCUGGAUAGUCCCCCGAAACCGAAGCUGGUAGAGGGCUGGCCGAAGGUGAAGCACACAUUCGGUCAGGUCACGGCCGUCGCCAUCGACCUGCAGGGGAAUCCGGUCAUCUUCCACCGUGCGAGUCGCACGUGGACCGCGGAGAGCUUCAACGAGAGCAACCACUACCAGCAGAUCGCGACCGGUCCGAUCCCGGAAAGCACGAUCGCGACACUGUCGGCCGCGGACGGUUCGGUGGUGGACGAGCGGGCGGCCGGGAUCUUCUACAUGCCCCACGGGCUCACGAUCGACCGGAACGGCAACAUGUGGCUCACGGAUGUGGCACUGCACCAGGUGUUCAAGUUCAUGCCGGGCCGGGACUAUCCGAGCAUCACGCUUGGCCGUCGCUUCGAGCCCGGCUCGUCCAAGAGCCACCUGUGCAAACCGACCGCGGUCGCCAUCGCCAGCACCGGCGAGAUCUUCGUGGCGGACGGGUACUGCAACAGCCGGCUCCUGAAGUACAAUGCGGCCGGCCGGCUGAUCCGCACGAUUCCGCAGCCGCCCGAGUUCCUGUCGCUACAGACCCCGCACGGGUUGGCGCUGCUCGAGCACCUGGACAUGGUUUGCGUGGCCGAUCGGGAGAACAUGCGCGUGGUGUGUCCGCGGGCCGGGCUCCAAUCGUCGUACGGUGAGGGUACGCAGGCGGCCACCAUCCAGGAGCCGGAUCUGGGCCGCGUGUUCGACGUGGCCGCCUACGGCGAUCUGGUGUACGCGGUGAACGGCCCAACCUCACCGAUGAUCCCGGUCCGCGGUUUCACCAUUGACCCGCGCUCGGAAACCAUCAUCGAUCACUGGGGCAAGUUCGAGAACCCGCACUCGAUCACGUUCUGCCCGAACGGGUCGGCCAUGUACGUGACCGAGAUUGGCCCGAACCGGGUGUGGAAGUUCACGCUCAGCAUGUAAGGCGUCCCGGCGAAAGAUCGUCUCCCGGCCCCCCGACGGACCGGUCCCUUCCGGUGGUGUUAGCACGCGCGUUGCGGACGAUGCCCGAACGCCGACGUCUGCGUCGCGACGUCGCCGUGACCACAAGUUAGCCCUCGAAACACAGCAACCAGAACAGCAACCAACCAGACGCCAAGGAAGGCGCCCGCGACAAACGAGACCAGCGGCCAGAUCGAACACCAUCGGGCGGAUCGGUGCAGAGCGCGGCAAAGCGAUUGAAAGCACCGGGAAAGGACCGGUCCGUCAGGGCCACAUAGGGCCCAUCAACAAGUCAUCAGGACGCACGGAGUGCGCACAGACAGCUUUCCGCAGGACAGAUCGGGACGGUUCCCAACGCUUGCUAUCUCCAGCCGGCAAGGGUUGGUUUCCGGCCUGCCACUGAUCCAUGCGCAACAUUCAUCCCCAAAACCGUUGGUUCUUCACUUGGACGAACACUGACGGAGCAGCACGGAGAAAAGACCGAACUAAUAUAUCAACACGUAGACAGCAAAGAAUUAGCCACCACCCUAAGCGUAGACACCUAGUGAGCCGUACAUAACAGUUUAUGUAGCGUAAAAAACGUAUGCGCAUAAUAUCGUCAAUUUUUCGCUACAUUUUGAGGCAAUUCUUCAACGCCAAUGGUAAACUACUUGCACCGACGGCAACUGACGGCAGCAAUGGCUGAAUGAAAAACACUUAGAAUCGUCAACUAUCAUGAACCAAUCUAUAGAUCAAAUAGUGAUUUAUACAUCGGCACACCGCACACAUGCAAUUUUCUGAGUACAGGCUUUUAUAUUUGUACGAGCGUCGUGACGAUGAUUGAUAAGCACAUGUUGGCCGCAUUUUGCGGAACGGUGAAGCGAUGCACUAGCAAAAGCAAAAGCACCGACACUAGUGGCACACGCGUCCGGGAUCCUUUGAAGAGCCUUGCCGCGCUACGAGCGGUGGCCAUGGACGAGGGCGAGGAAGUAGCAACAAUAAUAAUAUUAAUCAUAUGAACGGUAUUGUUAAGAUAACCUGACCCCCCACUUCAGACCAGUACGCAUCCUUAAAGCCACAUUUGGAGACAGUCCCCGAAAAUUGGGUGAGAUUCCCCACAGAAAUGAAACUAUUUCAAGGAAAACCCAACAAUAAAGCGUGCACGUGUGCAUAGAGCAAAUAUUUUUUAUCUUUAUAUAAUAGAAACAUGUAACUCACACCAAGCAUAUUACCGCGAAGAGAAGAUGAAACGAAUAGCAACGUUGAUGAUACUAAUCUAUCAGUAGCCGCAAUCAGUUAAGCUAAUCAGUUAGGGCCAGUUUCUCGUGGUGGUGAAAAACACACGAGAGGGAACACUUUCUUAUACCGUAGAUUGUUGCGGCUAAGGUCGCGUGUAGUAGAGAGUUGCGCAAAACAGUAGAGAGCCAACCGCACACACCACCAGCAAAAAGGCGCUAUGGAUUCCAGAGAUAUGCCGUUAAUAUUAAUAUCGACACAUAACCAGCAAAUCGCGCAAUGAGUAGUACACCUUUCUACGGGCAACAUAUUUUUAUACGAAGGUAGAAUAAUUGCAAACAUUUUCGAAAGGAAAACGUUUACGGAAGUGGCAGAAAAAGUGAAAUAAUCAAACACACACACAGUCAGACACAAACGGAACCGAGGCGGACAAUCGACGAGGAUUGUACCGGGCGCACGCUAACAUCACGUGCGAGGAAUUGAGGUAGAUCAUUUUACAAAGUUUUGUACAUCAGCCCAGGGCCGCUGGUAGCGGCGAGGGCGCCAUCUUUUCGCACUGUGUAUUCGUACCGAGUUCCUACACUCUCGUUUUGAGUACUGUGCAUUGAGUUUUCCUGGGUUUUCACCAAACAUUAUACACAAGCAACCGUUUUCCAAACACUUUAUAUCUUCCCAAUUGUAGCGCCAAUUUCGGUAGGCAGAAUAUAUAGAUAUAUUUAACCAUCCCCCACUGGAGCAUACCAAACAUUUGGGAACAAAAGUACUAACAACAGAGAUAGUGAAACAGAAACAAAAGUUAUGGUUUCCCCUUGCGUGCGGACGCAUCUAAAGGCGCGACGUGGCAAGUGUUUUAGUGAAUUUAUGAGCAAGAGAAACAAAUUAAUCCACUUAUUAGCGAUUGAAUUGAAUAUAUCUACCGUAACGUCUAUGUCAUCACUACCAUCCCCAAUUAUUGCAUGUAACACUAUAAAAUAUACGUACUAUACGUGCUGCGAUAAAGGAGAUAAACCAUAUUACGCAUAUUAUCCGUACCGUAUAGCAAACACAAACAUAUACAAACAAAUAUAUAUAUAUGAACACAUGGCAACAAUAACCUUCGAAUUGUUGGGGAAUUUUGAUAGCUGAACCGACACCAAUACUGCUUGCGGCGUUCGAAGGUCUUUACACUAGGGUUCCGUUUUCACACUUUCUGGCUCGUUGAUAGAACGACCUACUAGAUGAAAAUGCUACAGAAAUAAAUACUUGUUUUCACCAUUCGCCACCACAGCCGGUCGAAACGCUUCCAUACCAAGCGCUCCACGAAGCGAGCCGCAACAAUGGACGCUGGAACGUCCUGGUGGCGGGGAGGUGAAAGGACGAUAAAGAAGAGUGUCCUACUCCGGCAUUUGAAAAAAAGACAAGCGACAAACAAGCACACACCAGAAUUUCCUAGCUUCUUUACCACACAAACACCUUACCUUUAUAC